CGACACAACCGCCUCAUCCUCGCCCUAACCGGCGCCACCGGCUCCAUCUACGGCAUCCGCACGCUCCAAACCCUACACAACCUGGGCAUCGAAACGCACCUAAUCCUCUCCAAAUGGGCCCUCCCAACCCUCCGCUACGAAUGUCCCCAACACACCCUUCCCUACCUCACCUCCCUAGCAACACACACCCACUCACCGCGCGACCUCGCCGCCCCCAUUAGCAGCGGAAGCUACCCAGUAGACGGAAUGAUCAUCGCGCCGUGCAGCAUGAAGACCCUCGCCGCGAUACGCAUGGGCUACGGCGAGGAUUUGAUCUCUAGGUCUGCGGACGUGUGUAUUAAGGAGGGACGGAAAUUGGUGCUCAUGGUGAGGGAGACGCCGUUGAGUGUGAUUCAUCUGGAGAAUAUGCUCGCGUUGGCGAAACUGGGGGUGGUGAUUUUUCCGCCCGUGCCGGGGUUUUAUACGAGGCCGGAGGGGAUUGAGGAUGUGGUGGGGCAUAGUGUUGGGAGGAUGUUGGAUGUGUUGGGGGUGGAU
Aspergillus neoniger CBS 115656 is the source of this 534-nucleotide messenger RNA. RefSeq names its product UbiX family flavin prenyltransferase. The record is from RefSeq and is a predicted model, not a curated record. Lineage: Eukaryota; Fungi; Ascomycota; Eurotiomycetes; Eurotiales; Aspergillaceae. Gene Ontology annotation, molecular function: carboxy-lyase activity. The annotation marks the transcript as partial. The transcript has a single exon.